This is a messenger RNA of Trichophyton benhamiae CBS 112371, 1587 nucleotides long. RefSeq lists its product as uncharacterized. The record is from RefSeq and is a predicted model, not a curated record. Gene Ontology annotation, molecular function: inositol hexakisphosphate binding; translation initiation factor binding; phospholipid binding. Gene Ontology annotation, biological process: poly(A)+ mRNA export from nucleus; regulation of translational initiation; regulation of translational termination. Gene Ontology annotation, cellular component: cytoplasm; nuclear pore; nuclear pore cytoplasmic filaments. Bases 1 to 1587 code for a protein of 528 amino acids. The transcript is spliced from 2 exons. Lineage: Eukaryota; Fungi; Ascomycota; Eurotiomycetes; Onygenales; Arthrodermataceae.
AUGGUUCGAGUGAACACUCUUGCUCAUCGUGCGCCUGACAGCCCUAGUAGACAGCUCCUGCAGGACUUGACCAGGGAUCUAGAACAGGUUCGCAUACAUGGCGAAGAAUUAAAACUUGUCAAAGCUUAUGAGAGCCGGACUUUCUACGAGAAGCUUGAUCGGAUAGAUCGGGAGAGAGAAGAGGUUCACACCACCGCGCUCAAUGCCGCGGCGGCAAAGCGUGACCAGAGAAGGCUACAGGCAGAGGAGACGCUCCGACUCCAUCUGCAGGCGGUAGAGGAAGAACGCAGACGGAAAGAAGAAGCUGAGAGACGGCGACAGGAGAAGAUCAGGCAAGAAAAGGAGGAAAAAGAGCGGAAGGAGAGAGAAGAGGCUGCCAGGCUCGAAGCAGAGCGCAAAGCAAAGGAAGCAGAGAAAGCUAGACAGGCCGAAGAAGCCGAGAAAGCAAAGAAGGCCGCCGAGGAAGAGAAGGCGCGACUCCAGCGGGAAAAGGCCGAGCAAGAGAAGAAGAAGGCGGACGAUGACUCGAGAAUCAAAGCAGAAGAGGAGGCAAAACGGAAAGCAGCCGAGGCAAAGGAGCAACAAGCGGUAACGAAACAGGCAGCCCUUGGUAUCAAUCAUCGGACCCAGCAGGAAAUCCAAGAGCAUGAACGCUACCUGAAGUUACAUACUCAUCUGAAGGACUUCCGGUCCUACAUGAGAGCCCAGACAAAGUCAAACGCCAUCCUGAAGCAGCAUAUGGGUGACAUGCGCAGAACUAUCCGAAAGUGUGUCGGCCAAUUGGUAGCAGACGAUAAGACAGCAAACCAGAAACCCACAAGGGAAAUCGCGGCGAUUCUGAAGAAGGCGCAGGAACUAGCAGAACCCAGCGUAGAUAUACGGCAAUUCAUCGCGUUUCCUCCCCCGAACAUUGCAAAUGCCGAAAACCCACAGGUCCCGGCUCUCUGGGUAUACCUGCUGAACAUCCUCGCGAAAUCUGUCCUUGCGCAGCUUAUGGCUGAAGCAGGCGUGACUACAAAAUGCGCCGAACCACUAGGCGUGCUUACAGCGCAGAUAUUCUCCAUGGAUGCCUUUUGCUACCAAGGCCAAUCCAUGAUCGACAUUCUCCUGGCAAAAUACAGAUUCCUCUGCCCUGUGCUCUGGGGCUUCUACGGAGACCAAUCGACCGAUCAAGGAAAAGCAGCGAUUGGUUGGAUCCGAGAAGAGAAGAACGGUCCAUUCAUAAGUGCCCAGCUCCACGAGGAGCGCAUGACAGGCCUAGGAGCCGGAUACGCAGCCAUAGCAUUACGAAACUUUGCUAAAAGUCCGCGUCAAAACCCUUAUCCCAACAGCAAUUUCUGGAAGUCACUUUCGUAUAUCGUCAACGUGCCCCCCACAGAAGUACAAGAUACGCAUCUUGUCGUGCUAACGGCCAUGCUGCGCUAUUCUGCACCCCGCAUCGUUAAUUUCUGGGGUGACAUGGGUGUUUUGGCGCUAAGGCAGGCUAUCGUUUUGUUCCCUGCAAAGCUUCCUCGCAAGUCAACGCAAAGAGCCAUGGUUGAGGACCUCCGAGAUAUACUUGCCAGGGAGAAACGCAUAAUCAUUUAG